Messenger RNA from Clupea harengus (Atlantic herring), 3086 nucleotides. RefSeq names its product inositol-tetrakisphosphate 1-kinase a (gene itpk1a). Gene Ontology annotation, molecular function: ATP binding; inositol-3,4,5,6-tetrakisphosphate 1-kinase activity; inositol-1,3,4-trisphosphate 5-kinase activity. The record is from RefSeq and is a predicted model, not a curated record. Gene Ontology annotation, biological process: inositol trisphosphate metabolic process. Gene Ontology annotation, cellular component: cytoplasm. NCBI's taxonomy places the organism in Eukaryota, Metazoa, Chordata, Actinopteri, Clupeiformes, Clupeidae.
GUCGUGUCCAACCAAAGGCACAUUAUCGUACAGGGGAAUAAACCUGUGGACACAACAUGGUGUGGCACAGUAAUUGGUCACUUUUUUCUACAGCCUGGGCAUAAAUUGGGGAGUGACUGAUCCUUCGGUUAGUUUAAUAACGCCUUGUCUCUGUAAUGGAAAGUCAGUCACAGAUCGCAAGGCACUGCUUUUGGAUCACACCGUCGGCCAAUGAAGAGUUACUCUAUUUCGGUUUCUGAGUUGACUUUGAGCAUUUCGGAGGGAAAAGUGUUUUGUCUCUUAACAAAAUAGAAAACACGUCCCUUUAGCACUAGUCUCGUUGCUGAAGACGUGUCUUCUCUGCUCAGCGACUGACAACCUGACUUACCAGAAAUUCUGGAGACACGGAUGGCUUGUCUUAAUUCCUGCAUAGACUCGCGGUCAACAAUGAAGUAGGUCGAUUGUGGGAGUUCCGGUGACAUUCUGACAACAUUAUUUCAAAGAAAGUCAGGUUUAGCGAACCUAUGUCAUAGGUUCCAACUUCCAAAACCGACUUGAGGACGAAUAUCAUUGAUAUUAAGACUGUCCGGAGAUGCAGACGUUUCUGAAGGGUAAACGUGUGGGCUACUGGCUCAGCGAGAAGAAGAUCAAGAAGUUGAACUUCCUGACAUUCGUGGACAUGUGCAGGAAGAGGGGCAUUGAAAUAAUCCAGCUGGAUCUCAGUCGACCUCUGGAGGAGCAGGGUCCACUGGACGUGAUCAUCCACAAGCUGACCGAUCACAUCCUGGAGGCAGACCAGAAGGACACACAGGCCCAGCUACUGGUGCAGAGUGUUCAGGAUUACAUAGAUGCCCACCCAGAGGUUGUAGUCCUGGACCCAAUGCCUGCUAUCCGCACCCUACUGGACCGGGCCAAGUCCUACCAGCUAAUCCACAAAAUUGAGGGCUUAAUCCAAGAUGAUCGGAUCUGCUCCCCUCCGUUCAUGGUCCUGAGGAGUGAGUGUGGCGGAGAGAUACUGGCCCAACUCCAGCAGCAUGACAUCACCUUCCCCUGCAUCUGUAAGACCCAGGUGGCUCAUGGAACCAGCUCUCAUGAGAUGGCCAUCAUCUUCAGCGAGGAGGACCUGAGGAACAUCAAGCCUCCCUGCGUGAUCCAGAGCUUCAUUAACCACAACGCUGUGCUGUACAAAGUCUUUGUGGUAGGCGAGGCCUACAGUGUGGUCGAGAGGCCGUCUAUCCGGAACUUUCCCUCUGGCCCGACAGACAGGAGAGCCAUAUCCUUCAACAGCCACCAUGUCUCCAAGCCAGAGUCCUCAUCGGCCCUGACCUCUAGGGACAAUCUGGAAGGCCAGUCCCAAGUGCCAAGUGAUGACGUCAUUCAGAUGAUCUGCAGAUGCCUGCGACAGACCCUGGGAAUAUCCCUGUUUGGGAUUGACAUCAUCAUCAACACCCAGACUGGCCAACAUGCUGUCAUCGACAUCAAUGCAUUCCCAGGUUACGAGGGGGUUCCGGAGUUCUUCGACGACCUCCUGAGCCUCGUGACGAGCACGCUGCAGGCCCACGCCACCGUGGGCGGAGUCCCGCGGGCACACCCCUGGGCGGGAGGUGUGCAGGGACAGGGCAACCCCGCCGCCGUGGAAACGCUAGCCUCUGCCAAGCCCUGUGGCAUGCAGGAAAGCGAGGGCGGGGCCUGGAUCGUGGAUGAGGAGGGGAUGAGGAGGAGCCCACACCAGGGAAUGGGAUGCAGCUCGGGCAUGUCAGCGAGCUUCAAGAAGCACUGUGCACCCUCAUCUUUAGCAACCAAGGCCUCUUCCCAAUGACCGGAUAAUGUGUGUGCCAGUAUACUGUAAAUGAGUGAGAGAGUGAGAGAGUGAGAGAGUGAGUGCGCGUGUGUGUCUACUUGUUAAACACCAAGGCCUUGUCCAUGUUUAAUGGUUUACAAAGUGGUGGAAGAUCAACCCUUAUUGACUGAUCAGUCGAUGCCAUCUGACAGAGACUUUAAGGCAGCUUGUUUGUCUGUGCCAAUAGGUUUCUUCAGGAUUCUAACUGCAGCUUUUUGUUCAAAGGUUGGCAGUGAGUGAGGUAUUCACAACCAUUAACAGGACUGUGUUAGACAUUAAGAGAUACAAAAGGAGUAUUGAGAAUGAAAAGUUUAAUUUAAGUACUGGAUUCCAUGAUCUGUUUUCAGGUGUGAAUACUUGACUGUAUGAUGUGUAUUUUGCACUCUUGUGUCCUUGAACCCCAUCUAUAUAUGGGGAUGAGUUGAGGAACAGACGAGGCACCAAAUGCCUUAACAAAAUGUUUCAUUCCUUACUUCACUGCGAAAUAUCAGCACCAUCAUAUUUACAAUAAUGUCUUCAAAUCUGAUAUAGGUGAAUAAUACAGAAUAUUGGGUGGUAUGGGAAAUUAAUUUGAUGUGUGAAUUUUGUACUGAUUUGUAAAUUUUGCAUUAAGUUUAAUUAACUUAUGCAUAGGUAUGUAGUAGUCACUGUAAACCGCACAGCAUAUACAGUACAUACUGUUCUUUUUUAGUAGUAGGGGAGCAGAUCAGAGACACGUAUACGUAUACAUUUAUCAUCACCUCAGCCACCUGACCUUAGAAUGACAUGAACAUGAUGAGGUACAUGGACACUUUGUGUCUCUAGGGCAAGAAACUCGGGAGUAAGUCUGGCCCAGAUCUGGCCCAGAUCCGGCGCAGCUUUGCCAAAUCCACACCGGAGGAGAACCGUGUCUGUUGCGGAGUCAGCUGCUCAUAUGGCAGACAUAACCGAACAAGGGGAAGUCUGCCGUGAGAGACGGAGCGCCACCGUCACUAUCUCUCCAACCACUUGUGUAAUAUGUACUUUUCAUUUUCACGCGUAACCAUGACAACUACUGUAGAACAACUAAGGUUACAGUGCUGUUCAACCCAAGCGUGUUUGCUCUGGCAGUCUCUGGAUGUAUAGCCACUGUAUAUACACUAUACCUGCGUGUUGCACAUGAUAUAUGUGGUGGGGUUUUGUUCUUUGCACAUUUCGUUGGAGCAAAACUAACAAUUUUGGACAUUUAUGAAUCAAGUAUGAAGCAACAGGGGGAAAUAAAGACUGUGCGAUGAUGGGGGAAAAAGGA